Messenger RNA from Eimeria mitis, 438 nucleotides. RefSeq lists its product as uncharacterized. The transcript has 2 exons. The record is from RefSeq and is a predicted model, not a curated record. Lineage: Eukaryota; Apicomplexa; Conoidasida; Eucoccidiorida; Eimeriidae. The coding region runs from base 1 to 438 and encodes 145 amino acids.
AUGCUCAACAGCCCUGAUGACAUGAUCCGAGCGGUUGCAGAAGGCCAGGUGCUGGAGGUUAUUAAGCGGGGAUUUGUUUACACGCCUGAUAAUGAGAGUAGCGGUCCAGAGGCUUUUCUUGCCUACCUUAACGCUGACCCUGAAUCCGUCGCUCGUAUUCUUAAUCACAGCGCGCACAGCUUGGACAGCAAGAUAAACGCAAGACACAACAAGGUAUUAGAGAGGAUUACAGCAGCCAUAAAACACAGCGUGGUUAGCAGGGGGAAAACAUUCAUGAUUUAUAACUGCCCAGAAGACACGGUAACACUAUUGAGAGCGGAUAUUAUUCUGCAAGAUGAACACAUGAAGACAAUCAAGAUCGCAGAUGUAGCGAUUGUCUUUGAAGACUACAAGGAAAACUCGCUCGGCUCCGCUCGCAUCCAGAAAGAAAAAAAAUAG